CCCGUCGGCGAGCGGCUCCCUCCUCGUCGCCGGCGUCGUGCCCCGCCGUCUACACGGGCGCAGAGGCUCGCCGCCUCAAGGACCGGGUUACAGGCCCCGGUCUCCGGCCAAGCUGCCGUCCAGGGGUUCGACGCCGUCGGGAGUCAGACGCCUUGGGAGGUCACGCCGUAUCCCGCCUGCAUGCGUCCCUCGCCGACGCAUCUCCAACUCACCAUGGACGGCUUCCUCGUCGGGCUCGAUCUUCUUCUCCAGCCUCUGUUUUGCUAGCCUAGCUUUCCUCCGGCCGCAGCAGCACUCAAGCCGUUCGCCGCUGCUACCUCCGGCCGUUCAACUACACUGCGCCCUCACCUCAUUGCCAUUCCACAUCCUUGGAUGGAUUCUUCCUCACUGCUGCCGGCACCACCACGGGAAUUGCAGUCGCAACCAGAUGGCACACCACCACCGCGAGCCACUCGUCGGCGACCACCAGCCCAUGUGUGCACACGGGGCCUCAUGCGCGGCGCCACUGAUGGGGAUUGGGCGUGACCUGCACCUGGAGGAGGCCUCGACCUGCAGCUAGAAGAGGCCUCGACAUGCAGCUGGCCGCGUGCCGCCACACCAGUCUACAACCUAUAGCUGGCGCCGCACGCCCAGGCCGUUCAACUUUGGCACAGCAGGUCGUUCAACUCCGCCUGUGCUCCUCUUAGAUUACCUUCAGUCAAGACUGAACACAAAAAAUCAAUCAAUUCGGUACAGUGCGGUUGUCUUGAUUAGUCUUUCUUGCAAACAAAAAAGAAAUGCACGUACCUUUUGCAUGUAUGAAAUGGGGAGCCAGAAAAUGUGAACUACCCUGUGGAAUCUUCAUAUACUUCCCACUGCCUCUUCUCUUCUUUUUGCUGUGAGUCUGUAAAUUGAAGAUUAGUCAUAACAGGGGAAGAAAUAGUUACAGAGAGUUUUUCGUAAAAAUUCAGAGAUGUUGUUUAGAUCUCUAUGGACUUUCGUACAUGUUUAUGCUAGUUCAUGCUCGUUUGUACUUUCUUUUCUUCUUACUCUGGUUCAGAUUUUGGUUCGAAAAGUAUGUGCAUGUUGAUAGAGACAAUCUGUACAAAGAACUUCAAAUAUUAUUGCCCCCUAGGUUCAUGUCUUCACAAGAUGUACCA
Messenger RNA from Triticum aestivum (bread wheat), 1139 nucleotides. RefSeq lists its product as uncharacterized. NCBI's taxonomy places the organism in Eukaryota, Viridiplantae, Streptophyta, Magnoliopsida, Poales, Poaceae. The record is from RefSeq and is a predicted model, not a curated record.